AUGCCUGCUCCUCGUGUCACGAACAUGACGGCCAUCAAGCCGCUGCCAACCGGGGGCGCUCCCGCACCCUCCUUCUCCUCCAGCGGCGCCACAUCGGGCGCCUCCUCGCCCGACCACUCCGUCGCCAGCACCAGCACCACCGCCAGCACCAACCACUUCAUGCACUCGCCGCCGCCCGCUCCUUCGUACGCGCAGCCGAUGCCGACGAACCUUAGCUACGGCCUGGGCCUGGGCUUGGAUGGGGCCAUGGGCUCGCCACUGGCCCGCGGCAGUAGCGUCGGUGGCGUUGGUAGUGGCGGUGGUGGUGGUGCGACGGCGGCCAAUGCGUCAGACCUGCUGCUGUCGUUCCUCACGCAGACGGUGCGCGAGAUGAAGGAGAAGAUCACCUCGCUCGAAGACGACAAUCAGCACCUGCGCACGAAGCACCGCAAGCUGAAGCGCCGGCUUAAGGACAACGACGAGCGGGUCGAGCAGCUCUUCAGCACCGUGGCCAACCUGGCCCAGGUCCAGGCUCCACACCCGCAGCAGCAGCAGCGCGUCCAGACUAUGCCGACGGCAAGAUCCAAUUUCUACGCGUCGACAUUGUCGUCGUCAUCGUCGACAAUGCAACCCUCAUCAACGUCACCACCGUCGUCGUCAUCAUCUUCGCCAACGUCUUCGUCUGCCUCGUCGUCGUCGUCAUCGUCGUACGAUAGCUACUACGCCUACCCGCUGCCGACGGCGACCACUUCGACGACGUCGCGGCUCGCCCUGUCCCACCACCAGCCGCAUCAGCAGAUGCCGCUGCAGGACUUUCUCGAUCGCUCGCUUGCGACCGAGAACGCCGCCUCCGCUGUUUCCUAUGGGUCCGGCGGCGGCGGCGGCGGCGGCCAGUCGACGUCGGCUCUUCACAACCACCAGCGAGCGACCCUGUUGCAACAGUACCAGCACCAACGGCAGCAGAUGCAUCAACAGCAACAGCACCAACAGCUGUACCCGGGCGCUGGCGAUCAGUCGAGCACCAUCUCUGGCUACGCCGCGCCGCCGGUGUUCUCGAUGACGGCCGGGUUUCAGCAGCUGCAGCAGAAGCAGCAACAGCAGCCGGCGGCGGCGGCGGCGGCGGCAGCGGCGGCGGCGAUGCGGAUGAUGAUGGAGCCGGGCCCGGCGUGCGGCGUGCCGGGCCUCGGCGUGCCGUCGUAUAUGAUCAACUCGGUCAGCGACAUCAAGCGCCACUUCCCCUAUUUUGACGAAUGCUACUUCGACAAGACGCACUUUGUGGUCAACGACCUGCGGAAGCCGUAUCUGGUGAUGCAGUUCGUCAGCAUGGAUUCGACGGUGGUGACCGCCAGCGAUGCCUACUGCUCGCUCUCGGGAUUCACCCUACACGAGGUCUGUCACACCAAGAAGCUGGUCGCCCUCCUCCCGCGAAGCUACAAGAAGCGCAUGAUCCCGCUCUUUGUCCACAAUAACGAGCCGAACUCUACGACGAUACUGGAGACGGCGGGCCAGCUGGUGCGCAAGGACGGCCAAAUCGUGAGCCUCGACUACCAGAUGCAGUUCUUCUUCGAUGCCCAGGGCAAGGUGAAAUGGCUGUGCGCGUCCAUCGAGAAGAUGGUGGGCGUCGACAAGUCCUUCGUGUACAACAACUCGUACGAUGCGCAGAACGACGAGGAGCGGAUCAAACUACUGCGGGACCGGCUGCGGGACCAGGAGAAGCAGGAGUGGGACGAACUCAUCCACGAAUACCUCCGAAGCACGGCCCCGGUGCCCGUGCUCACCCUCACCCCGUGCCUCGAAUCCGACAUCGCCGCCACGCAACAACAGCAACAACAACCCUCUUCCAACGCCGCUUCUUCUUCAUCAUCAUCAUCUUCUUCUUCUUCUUCUACAGCCACGUCGUCGUUGACCCAGCAAGAUUUGCCGUCGACGCCGUCGUCAUCGUCGUCAUCACUGGCCUCGUCGCGAGCAGGGUCGGCCGGCGGAGUCUCCACCACUUCGUCGUCGGGCAUCAACUCGCCGCCGGUGUCGCCGCUGUCGCCCAUGACCACGAGCUGGCUGGCGGAAAUGCUCGCCACCCCGCCCAGCACCUCGUCCUCCGGCGCUGCCAACAACAACACCAGCGACAUGGGCUACGACUGCCCGUAG
This is a messenger RNA of Acanthamoeba castellanii str. Neff, 2124 nucleotides long. RefSeq lists its product as uncharacterized. The coding region runs from base 1 to 2124 and encodes 707 amino acids. The transcript is spliced from 7 exons. The record is from RefSeq and is a predicted model, not a curated record. NCBI's taxonomy places the organism in Eukaryota, Discosea, Longamoebia, Acanthamoebidae.